AUGGCGGCUGCAGUGCCUGUUCCACGCCAUACCCUCGAGGAAUCACCCAAUUCGCGGACCGUCAAGAUGGGAGACUGGGAGAUCACUGCGCGCACGAACCCCAUCUCUAACGCAAAUGAGCUCGAUGCCUUGCAGGCGGCGGUCGGUGGCAUACCGCUUCCCGAAAUGACUUUCGGGAACAAUGCACUAGAGCUUGUGCACAAAGCCAGCGGAUGGACGUAUGCCUUUGGCACGGAAGAGGCCCUGAAGGGUGUGAAGAACGGUGAGCUGGAGAGCGGAGAUGGAGGUGUCAAAGUCGGCUACGCGGAUGCGUGGCUGAAGAGCAGAACAGGGCCGUCCUCUCAGCUUCCAAUGCCCGAGACAGUUCCUACUAAGCCGUAUGACUGGACGUACACGACGAUCUACAGUGGUCACGUACUGCCCUCUUCGUCCAUCACGGCCAAAUGGGUACCUGCAGACCCCGAGAACGCGACGCACACCAUCCCGCUGGCUGAGCUUACUCGCCAUGACCCUAUCCUCUUCUACGCCGAAAUCCCGUUGUAUGAAGAUGAGCUGCACGAUAACGGUUCAUCUCACCUGCUUGUCCGAAUAUCUAAAGCGUGUGAUGCCGACAUGUGUUUUCAUCCUGUCGCGUUUACUCUCCGAGUGGAUAACGUCCUCUUUCGGGCACACGAUACUCGAAUAUAUCACUCCUUCUCGUCUUCACCGCCUCUGGUGGUCCGAGAGACGAGUGGGUGGGAGGCACCAUAUGAUUGGGUCAAGAAGCGGCUGCCGAAGCGCGACGACUUGACGCCAUUGACCGACCCAAUGUGGAUCGCAAAGAUCCUCAGCGAGAUGCCCGCAGAGGUUUCACAGCAAGCUGGGGCCGGCACGAAGUGGAAAGGGCUUGGUACCAGAACCGAGGUUGCCGUAUUAAAAUAG
Fomitopsis serialis is the source of this 921-nucleotide messenger RNA. RefSeq names its product type 2A phosphatase activator TIP41. Gene Ontology annotation, biological process: TOR signaling. The record is from RefSeq and is a predicted model, not a curated record. Lineage: Eukaryota; Fungi; Basidiomycota; Agaricomycetes; Polyporales; Fomitopsidaceae. Bases 1 to 921 code for a protein of 306 amino acids. The transcript is spliced from 4 exons. Gene Ontology annotation, cellular component: cytosol.